UCUUGCGGUUUUGGAGAGAGCGACGCUUACACUUAAAAAAGCACUACUUUGUAGCCGUGCCUUCUCUUUCUUUCAUCUUCUAGGGUUUUCCAUUCUCUCCCUCUCCUCCUUCCUCCAGAAACAAAACAUAAAUAUGAGCCGACAUCCUGAGGUGAAAUGGGCCCAAAGGUUGGACAAGGUAUAUCUUACAGUGCUACUCCCAGAUGCUAAGAAUGCAAAGGUUAACCUUGAUCCAGAUGGGGUUUUUACAUUCUCUGGAACAGCUGGGGCAGAAAACCAUCUCUAUGAGCUGAAACUUGAACUUUAUGACAAAGUUAAUGUCGAGGAGAGCAAAAUAAAUAUUGGGGUGAGAAAUAUCUUCUGUGUUUUGGAGAAAGCAGAGAAGAAUUGGUGGAAGAAACUAUUGCGUGGAGAUGGAAAGGCACCUCACUAUAUUAAAGUAGAUUGGGAUAAAUGGGCUGAUGAAGAUGAUGACACAGGUCCUGGAGACUUGGAUUUGGGUGGAAUGGAUUUCUCGAAAUUUGGUGACAUGGGCAUGGGGGGCAUGGGUGGCAUGGGCGACUUUGGCGGCAUGGGGGGCAUGGGGGCAUGGGCGGGUGACUUUGGCGGCAUGGGGGGCAUGGGGGGCAUGGGUGGCAUGGGCGACUUUGGCGGCAUGGGUGGCAUGGGUGGCAUGAAUUUUGAUGGUAUGGGUGAUGACGAUAGCGAUGACGAAGGGCAUGAGGUCUCAAAACCCGCAGAGAAAGCUGAUGACAAGACUGAUGAAGGGGUGAAGUCAUCAGAAGAGAAGGCUCCUGGACCAAGCUCCUGAAGGCUUUGGCAGAUUUGCAUGCAGCUGCAACUUUUUGAGUUUUGGCGAAUUAUAGUUCUUGGCUACGUUGGUAUUCAAAGGAAGCAUGCUGUUUUAGCAAGAGUGAAGGUCCCCUUGAUCUAGAUUUAGUGUUGAAAACAUUAUUGUUUAGUCCUCUCAUUUGGGAGGAGCUGUGAUCGUACUUUCCAAAGAUUCCGAGUGUUGUAUUUCUAGCAAAUUUCAAUGAUAAACAUGAUAACUAAAAAUGCAUGUAAUUUUGGUUGGGAUUAUACAAUCACUUCAAUGCGAAUGUCAAGCUUGUUAAGGUG
Messenger RNA from Coffea eugenioides, 1119 nucleotides. RefSeq lists its product as uncharacterized. NCBI's taxonomy places the organism in Eukaryota, Viridiplantae, Streptophyta, Magnoliopsida, Gentianales, Rubiaceae. Gene Ontology annotation, cellular component: nucleus; cytosol. The transcript is spliced from 6 exons. Gene Ontology annotation, biological process: protein folding; chaperone-mediated protein complex assembly. Bases 134 to 811 code for a protein of 225 amino acids. The record is from RefSeq and is a predicted model, not a curated record. Gene Ontology annotation, molecular function: Hsp90 protein binding; protein-folding chaperone binding.